Apis florea (little honeybee) is the source of this 1616-nucleotide messenger RNA. Its product is annotated as inactive CLIP domain-containing serine protease A3. Gene Ontology annotation, biological process: proteolysis. The record is from RefSeq and is a predicted model, not a curated record. Gene Ontology annotation, molecular function: serine-type endopeptidase activity. NCBI's taxonomy places the organism in Eukaryota, Metazoa, Arthropoda, Insecta, Hymenoptera, Apidae.
UAUAAUUAUUGACCUUCUUCACUCCAGAGCACGUCUGACCUUGCUUCUUGUUCCACUUCAAACAUUUUACUAUUUAAAUGAGUAAUAUUGCGACAUGCUUUUUAUACAUAAAUGAAGAUAUAAUUAUGAUCGGAAGUAAUUUACACUAAAUUACUUGGCAAUACAUUUUGUACUGUUUUAUUAUCACGGAAAGGAUUAUUGCUCCUUUGUUUGUAAAAGGUCGCAUAUUAUUUUCGUUCCGAAAGAAUGUACGAGUUAAUGCGCUUCUCUAAAAUGUGCUGUAGGAUAUUCUCGUUAUAUAUAAGGGAGACUUAUUGAGUGAAAAUUUUAUUAUUCCAAGUGUUUUGAGUUAAAGAAAAUUAUUUUCCGAUAUUCGAAUAUGUUUCAUAUAUUAUGCGCGGUUUUGUUUGUGGGUAUUUUGAAAAAUUGUAUUCUGGCACAAGAUACGAUUACUUUUGACAGUACAACUACAACUAUGUCGUCAAGUCAAAAUACAUCGUGUUGCGUUUUAAAAAAUAAUUGUCCAUCUAUCAAUCCAGGAAUUGAUUUUCGAAUUGUUAAUACGGCUUUUAAUUGUCCCGAAGGGCAAGUAUAUUGUUGUUCAUCUAACUCGGGAAACUUAUUCGACACUACUUGCGGUAUCAGAAAAAUCUCGCCAUCUUCACAUCCUCAAGGUCAAGCCAGUUACGGUGCAUAUCCUUGGCAAGCUGCACUUUUAACAACUAAUAAUAAUUAUAUUGGUUCUGGUGUACUUAUUACAUCAAAUCAUGUGCUAACUGUAGCUCACAAGGUAACAUCUUACAUAAAUGGUGGACUUAAAGUGAGAUUAGGAGAAUGGGAUGGCCAAUCUACUAAUGAACCUUAUCCAUAUCAAGAUUAUUCAAUUAAAAAAAUAUCUAUACAUCCUGAAUUAAAUUCCCUUAAUCUUCAAAAUGAUAUAGCAGUAAUAACUUUGAAUAAUACUGUUCCGAUUUCAAGCAGUCCUAAUAUUAACACUGCAUGUUUUCCUACAGCAAUACCUGCAGCUAAUACAAAAUGUUGGGUAUCAGGUUGGGGAAAGAAUGCAUUUGGAACAAAUGGCAAGUAUCAAAGUAUAAUGAAAGAAGUAGAUGUACCUAUUGUUGAUCAAUCAACUUGUGAAAAUGAUCUACGGAAAACUAGACUUGGACAAUACUUUAUAUUAAAUAAAAAUAGUUUUAUAUGUGCAGGAGGGGAACAAGGAAAAGAUGCAUGCACAGGUGACGGAGGUUCACCAUUAGUAUGUCAAAAUGGAAAUGGACAAUGGCAAGUGGUUGGAAUGGUUACAUGGGGUAUUGGUUGUGCAACUAGUAAUGUUCCUGGUGUAUAUGUAAAUGUAUAUAAUUAUAUUUCAUGGAUUAAACAACAAAUAAAUUAAAAUAUACUUCCUCCUCACCAAUUUUGAUGACCUUGAAAUAUAUUGUAAACAUCUUGAGUAACUUUCUUCGACACAUCGACGGUUAGCUUUUAGCUUUCAAAUUAUUCACAAAAACCUUUCAUACUACACUAUUAAAAUAUUAUUAUUAUAACUAUUAUGUGUGCAUCUUUAAUUGUGUAUCCCUCAAUAGUAAAAAUUAAUAAUAAAAAAAGAAAUUAAA